UUUUGUCUCUGGCUCUCCACUCCCACCUUGGACCUCCUGGCUUUUCACUCCCCGUCUGACUGCGCUUUCUGGCUCUGGACACUCGGCUUCAUCUCUCCUGCUGCCUAUGGCUUUGCUCUCCAGUGGUGGAAAGCAGAGGCGGCGUCAUGGACAGCAUACAGAGAUUUUCAAACCUGCCUACAUAUCUUCCCAUGAGCUAUCACAUCUGCAAUGCCGACGUUUCCUUCUUCCUCAAAGAAGCCAAUCAGGAUAUUAUGAGGAACUCCAGUUUGCAGUCUAGGACGGAGUCGUUCUUUAUAUACAAAGCCAAGUUUCCACCCGUCCUAAAUGCCACUUAUGGACCCUUUUCAGUUGAACAGGCAAUUCCCCAAGAGCUGAUGCUGACUUCUGCUCCAUUUGGUUUCACAAAUAAGUUUGCUUUUAAUUGGAAAUUAAAGUCUCACAUUAUUGAGAGCUCGGUGUAUUCCAACAAGCCGAAAGUGCAAGCCUUGUUCUAUAUUGCGGGAAAGGACUGGGAGGACUAUAACCCUGCUGAGCAAUUGCCCUGCGUGAAGGUGUAUGCUUUCCUGGAGGAGAGAGAAGUCGUGGCUAGUUGCAGGUUGAAAGGUCACCUCGGAUUGUGUGUGGCCGAACUGGAAUUAUUGCCGAGCUGGUUCAGCUCUCCUACACCCCUGGCUUCAGAGUAUGAGCAAACAGCAGCCUCGCUGGAAGGGAUUACCGUGGAGCUCUUCUAUAAGAUUUACACAGCAGAUGGGGAGUGCUCUCCUGAGGAUGCAAAAUGGGAAAACAACGUACACACGGGCCAAGAUAAUGAUCACAAAGCUUUGCCGCCACUGGAGAGGAUUGGUAGCAUCAUUGUUUACCCGAAUCAAGACCAACUAAAACAGUCUUCUCUGAAUCUCGAUGAUAAUGUCGUGAUCCACUUACCACUCAACCCCGUCAAGGAAGGUGACAUUGUAACUUUCUAUAUUUCCCUUAACGGCGACUCCCUAGCAGAUGAGUUUACAUUAAGAAUUAAGGCAGCACCAGGUGUGAAAAUAAUGGCUAUCAGAGUCAGUGAUGCAGACCAGUGGGGGAUACAAGAAGAAAUAGAUAAUGAAGGGACCACGGCCACUGUUAUAUGUGCACAUCAUGAUCCAAAUGCAGAGAGCAGGGCAAACGUGUCCUUCCAUGAGAUCUUGCAGAUGGAUUUUGAAAUGGACAGUAGCAGCAACCUGACAGGGGCCCAGCAAAUCACCUGGCAGGUGGAAUACCCCAGAGAAGAGACUGUGAGCGAACUGGUGGUCUCCGAGAUCUUUGUCAGCCAAACGACAUUUGCAGGAAUCGUUCCUCUUGCAAUGGACACUGAAGUCCUCAACACAGCCAUUCUGACGGGCAAGACGGUGUCUGUGCCGGUGAAGGUUGUUGCCGUAGAGGAGGAUGGUUCAGUGAUAGAUGUUUCAGACUCCACUGAAUGUAAAUCAGCUGAUGAAGACGUCAUAAAGGUUUCUGACAGAUGCGACUCCAUCUUCGUUAAUGGCAAGGAGAUGAAAAGUAAAGUGGAUACCAUUGUUAACUUCACUUACCAGCAUUUUACUACCCAGCUAGAAGUGACAGUGUGGGUUCCACGGCUUCCUCUGCAGAUAGAGAUCUCAGAUACAGAGCUCAGCCAGAUCAAAGGCUGGAGGAUACCAGUCAGCUCCAAUAAAAGGCCUACCCGGGACAGUGACGAUGAAGAGGAUGACGAACGGAAGGGAAGAGGCUGUACUCUUCAGUACCAGCAUGCGAUGGUGAGAGUCCUCACACAGUUUGUAGCUGAAUCCUCUGACUUUGGAGGCCAGCUGACCUACAUGCUUGGCUCCGAAUGGCAGUUCGACAUCACAGAUCUCGUGACUGAUUUCAUGAAGGUGGAAGAACCUAAGAUUGCUAAGUUACAGGAUGGCCGGGUUCUGGUUGGUCGUGAGCAUGGGAUAACCACAGUUCAGGUUUUGUCGCCGCUCUCUGAUUCCAUCUUGGCUGAGAAGACCGUGAUAGUACUAGAUGACCGGGUAACAAUUACAGACCUAGGGGUGCAGCUAGUUGCAGGCUUGUCCCUAUCUUUACAAAUAAGCAAAGGAAAUAAGAGAGCUAUUGUUUCCACAGCCUCCGCUUACGAUAUUCUUCAUGCCCCAAAACAGGAAGCCAUAGUCAGUGCCUGGAUUUUGUUCAGUGAUGGCUCUGUGACGCCUUUAGACAUUUAUGACUCCAAGGAUUUUUCUAUCACAGUCACUUCACUGGAUGAGAUGGUAGUAUCUGCCCAGCAAAACCUUCAGUCUAGAUGGCCUGGGGUAGUUGCAGAGGGUGACGGGCAAGGACCCCUAAUUAAAAUUGAAAUGGUGAUCAGUGAGCCCUGUCAGAAGACCAAGCGAAAGAGCAUUUUGGCUGUGGGGAAAGGAAGUGUCAAAGUGAAAUUUGGGCAGAAAGAUUCUGAUCACAAAGGAAGCACUAAUGACAUUGAUGACGUGGACAGAGAUCUUAAAAACCACGUGAGCAAUUCCAUAGAAAAGACGGCAGAACAGGAGAGGACAGUGCAAGAAUGGUCCAAAAUUGGAGCUUCCAUUAAUCAUGAAGACAAUGUCAACAAAAGCGCAACUUCCAAAUCUCCCAUUGAUCAGAAAAAAGGUCCCGAGGAUGGCCAGCUCCUAAAUAAUCCAACCGUCUUCACAAAUUUUCCUACACAAGUAGAGAUCCCAGGGCAAAAUAAUCCCAAUGACCUUACGUUGACUUCGAGAGGAUUAACAGAUUUGGAGAUUGGCAUGUAUGCCCUGCUGUGCGUUUUCUGCCUAGCGAUUUUGGUCUUUUUAAUUAACUGCGUGGCUUUUGCUUGGAAGUACAGGCACAAAAGGUUUGCUGUGAGUGAGCAAGGCAACAUCCCGCAUUCUCAUGAUUGGGUCUGGCUUGGAAAUGAGGUUGAACUUUUGGAAAACCCAGUUGACAUUUCACUCCCAUCAGAGGAAUGCACUACGAUGAUUGACAGAGGAAUGCAGUUUGAAGAAAGCAACUUUCUCCUUAAUGGGAGCUCUCAGAAAAAUCUUCACGCUCAGAUCCUCAGAUCAUCCGACUAUGCUUGUGAGAAAGAAGUUAAAAGUGAACCUAUUCAUCCUUCCGGGCCAAAACAGAAACGAGUUAAGUUCACUUCAUAUACCACAAUCCUGCCGGAAGAUGGAGGUCCCUACACCAAUUCAAUCCUAUUUGACAGUGACGAUAAUAUUAAAUGGGUAUGCCAAGAUAUGAAUCUUGGCGAUUCCAAGGAACUUAGGGACUAUAUGGAAAGACUGCAAGACAAUAUGUAAAACUACUUUCUUAUGUUUGUAAUCACCUUUAUGCCUUCUGUUUCAUGGAUGGUGGAACAGUCAGUCCAGUCAGCAAUAGGAAAUAACCCAAGAGAGUCUAACCUGUGGAGGUCCUGAGAUGAUAACUUCAUAUCAUUGAGCAGGUUCAGGAAGCUGGCUGAGUUAAAUGCGUUUCACCAUAAACCAGGAUGUGCCCCUAAAACAGCUCCAUGUAGGUGUUGGAGGUGUCGCACAUGAUGGCUGUUUUUGUAUACUGCCUGGUACUAGCUAAAUGCUAAUACAACUACGCUCAGACUCAGAGGAGACUACCUUUGUUUGUCAUCUCAUGAUAAGCAGUAAUUCAGAGAACGAGGGAUUUUUUUCUGUUGAUUUUUUCUAGUCGUCGUCCUUUGUAAAGCACAGUGGAUAUUUCUUGCUUACAGCCUGAGACUAGGCGUACUUUAAAAGAAAUCUAAAACAAAUCUGUUUAAUUGUACUGCCUACGUGCAAGGCAGCCAAGCAGUUUCAUUACUUUUUACGGGAAGACCCACCCACACGUGGUUCAUUCUUUUCCGUAUUGUUUAUGAAGUUGAUUUGACUUAGGGAGCACUAAAUAUUUUCUUUGGGGACUUCCUUUUUUCUUUUCUUUUCGGUUGUACCAAAGUGUAGUACAGUAUAUUUACAAUGAUUCAGGUUUUCUACUCAUUAGCAUCAGCCCUGAAGGAUACCUCCUUCAUCACUGAUUAUCUUUCUCCUUCCCAUGUGAGUCUUUAAUAUCAGAAACAUAGAAAGGUAUUAAGAAAUCUUACACUGGGAAAGGGCUGUAUCGUCUUACAGGGAACUGUACAUACAAUAAUAAACCCUGGAAAACAAAACAAAAAAAAAAUCAAGGAGUAGCCCUGGGUUUACUUUUGUCGUUGCCAACGUGAAAAAUUACCGGCAGCAAAACCGAAUACCUUUCAAAGAACAAUGCCU
Messenger RNA from Alligator sinensis (Chinese alligator), 4265 nucleotides. RefSeq names its product transmembrane protein 132B (gene TMEM132B). NCBI's taxonomy places the organism in Eukaryota, Metazoa, Chordata, Crocodylia, Alligatoridae. Bases 147 to 3311 code for a protein of 1054 amino acids. The transcript is spliced from 9 exons. The record is from RefSeq and is a predicted model, not a curated record.